GGCUGCUUCCCAGAGCGAAGCAGCCAACUUCUUUGUGUUCCUCUCAGCACUUCUCAGCUUACCCAUCCUCUCUAUCUUCCCCCAGGUCCUUCUGCUGUGAGCACCGCCCUCAGCAGAUAGUAGAGGCAGCUCCAGGGCCAGACACUAACUGCAUGGUCUGCCUGGAGCCCGUGGGGGACCAAAAGUCCUACCACACCAUGGUGUGCCCGGUGUGCACAAAGUCCUGGUUCCACCGGAGCUGCAUCCAGAGACAGGCAAUGGAAACUGGCAUUCUGCGUUUCCGAUGCCCCGUUUGUGGAGACAGGGUGCAGUUCCGCUCGGAAAUGCACCGCCUCGGGAUCCAAAUCCCAGUCAGUGUACCAACAUGUGCAUACAAGGCGAGCUGUGCCGAGCAACACAAGACGCACAGUCUUGCGGGUCCCAGCACUGCCAGCCAGGAGAUGGAGGGGCCAUCUCAUAGCUCCCCAGCAUCUGACAAUGACAGAUGUGCAUCCACCAGCCAGGCAGCACUGCAGUCAUCUCAAAGUCCGCAGCUGCCUAAGUGCAACAUCCUGUCCAGCCAGCUCAGGGGAGGACAGUGGAAAAGACGCAUGGCUGCAUGCAAGCAGCACCAAGGACACCAAGGGAGCAGCCAUACUCCUGCUCCAGGUGCAGAGAGCAGCACCCAAAGAUCCACCAGCCAGCGGGAAGUGGGGCACUCCAGCAACUACCCAGCGGCUAAACGCAGAUGGCAGUCCAGGCAGCAGGAGACAGGCCGGACAAGAAGCCGCUCUCCACUGGAGGAUCGUGCUUCCAAAAUCCCAAGACUGCUCAGAAGACCUCCUGGCAACAGGUCUAUUCCUCUAAACGCAGGGAUUCCCGUCUGCCUGUACCCAGAAGACUCCUGCAGCGAGGGCAGCCCCAGGAACGAAGCCGUUCCCCACGGGAUCGUCGGGCUUCCAAUUCGCAAAGUGAGGCUGGAGGAAGCCAAGCCGCAGCCCAGACAGCGGCGGCCAACUCAGGCACGACGCCAAAACCGGAACCAGCCCUGA
Coturnix japonica (Japanese quail) is the source of this 1031-nucleotide messenger RNA. NCBI's taxonomy places the organism in Eukaryota, Metazoa, Chordata, Aves, Galliformes, Phasianidae. The record is from RefSeq and is a predicted model, not a curated record.